Messenger RNA from Salvia miltiorrhiza (redroot sage), 1167 nucleotides. RefSeq names its product ER lumen protein-retaining receptor A. The transcript is spliced from 6 exons. Gene Ontology annotation, molecular function: ER lumen protein retrieval receptor activity. Gene Ontology annotation, biological process: protein retention in ER lumen; endoplasmic reticulum to Golgi vesicle-mediated transport. The record is from RefSeq and is a predicted model, not a curated record. Lineage: Eukaryota; Viridiplantae; Streptophyta; Magnoliopsida; Lamiales; Lamiaceae. Bases 194 to 841 code for a protein of 215 amino acids. Gene Ontology annotation, cellular component: endoplasmic reticulum; cis-Golgi network; membrane.
UCACUUCUCGUCUCGUCUCGUCUCGUCUCCAAUUUUUCAAUUACGAGUAUUUUUCUUUGCGUAAAAGUUUAAACUCCAAAACCUCCCUCACCUCUUCAUUCUUUUCCCUUUCUGCCAAAAAACAAUAAAGAAAAAAAAAACAUAAAAAGGAAGAAGGAAGAAAAAAAUUUCGAACUCUAAGAACUUCGCAACGAUGAAUGUUUUCAGAUUUAUUGGUGAUAUGACGCAUUUGGUCAGCAUUUUAGUGCUUCUCCUCAAAAUCUAUGCGACCAAAUCGUGUUCAGGGAUUUCCUUAAAGACUCAGGAACUGUAUGCAAUUGUCUUCUUGACUCGGUACCUUGAUUUGUUUACUGACUUCAUCUCCGUGUAUAAUGCCAUAAUGAAAGUGGUGUUCAUUGCAAGCUCUUUGGCGAUUGUUUGGUAUAUGAGGUUUCACCCAGUAAUUAGACGAUCUUAUGACCGGGAACUGGACACCUUUAGACACUAUUUUCUGGUGGGAGCAUGUUUUCUCUUGGCACUUUUUGUUAAUGAGAAGUUCUCGUUUGAGGAGGUAUUUUGGGCAUUUUCAAUAUACUUGGAAGCUGUAGCAAUACUCCCACAGUUGGUUCUGUUGCAAAGAAGUGGAAAUGUGGACAAUCUGGCCGGACAAUAUGUUUUCUUCCUUGGGGCCUAUCGCGCAUUCUACAUCCUAAACUGGAUCUACCGCUAUUUCACUGAGGAUCAUUUCACUAGAUGGAUCGCUUGUGUCUCCGGGCUUGUCCAAACAGCUCUUUAUGCAGACUUCUUCUACUAUUACUUUAUCAGUUGGAAAAAUAAUUCAAAGCUGAAAUUGCCAGCCUGAGAUAAACAAGGAAUUGGUACACAGAUACGACAUACGACGGUCUGCAUUGAUCUGCUCAUGCCCAAUUUCUACAUGUAGAGCACCAUACCAUAAUUUUAGGAGUUGAUUGAAGUUUUGUCUCUUUGAUGGGGGGUUCAGAUCUGAUUUUAGGAUGACAAAUUUAUAAUCCAAGAUUACAAAUGCCUUUUGACAAAUGUAAUGAAACAAAGAAGGAAGAAAAAAGAAAACUAUGUCAAUAUAUGUAUAUUAAGCAGCACAUGUAAAGCCUUGAAGGAACUUUAGUUAAUUUGUUUACAUGCUUAUAAAUUCAUCAGUGUUACAAUGGC